Molecule: messenger RNA, 786 nt
Organism: Fusarium verticillioides 7600
Lineage: Eukaryota; Fungi; Ascomycota; Sordariomycetes; Hypocreales; Nectriaceae
Exons: 8
Coding region: 1-786 (261 amino acids)
Biological process (GO): protein phosphorylation
Molecular function (GO): ATP binding; protein binding; protein kinase activity
Source: RefSeq, a predicted model, not a curated record
AUGGAAGAGGAUACGACUCGCGCGUCGCAAGAAAGCCCAGCUGCAUAUCUUCAUCUAGUAGACACCAGAAGCGAACACCAAUCUCAGCAACUGUUUCCAGUGUGGGAACGAGAAAUCUUCAAGAUCGGGCGAGACCCCCGUGCAAACACGUUGGCUGUCGAUAAUGACCUCGACUUCGCAGUUUCUCGAAACCACUGUGAAGUGUAUGUUGUGGUGUAUGAGCCGACUAUCAACCAUAUCUACGUGAGGGACCGAAAGUCUUCAAAUGGCACCUUUGUCAAUGGCCAACUCAUUGGUUCUGGUCCGGAUAUAAGCCCUGGCUACCUACUGCAGAGCGGCGAUCCACCUCCUCGCCAUGAGUUGACUUCCUUACAACUGGAGGAAUGCAAGUUGUUCGCAAGCAAGUAUCACGUCAGUAGCCAUUGCCUGGGGCAAGGGGCGGAAGCAGUCGUCUGCCUGGCAAACGAUAUCCAGACGAAGAAGCAGUUAGUUUGCAAGUUAAUCAAUCUCGACAAGAUUCAAGGAAAGAAUUCUCAAGAGGAUAUCCGCCGCAAGUUUCAGGAAGCUGACAUCUUGCGCCAGCUGAGACAUCCUAACAUCCUUCCUUAUGUGGAUGCUAUCUCAUCACCACACUCACUCUAUACCUUUACAGAACUUGCAUCGGGUGGUGAUCUCAUGUCAUUCAUCCUACGCCAUGGCACAGUCAAGGAACUCGACUCACGGAUCAUUAUCCGUCAAGUUCGGGCGGGCAAGCUCACACUGCGGCUGUGGACAUCUGGUCCCUAG